AUGCCGAGCAUUCAGGAGCUAAGCGAGCAAUUAAACUAUGGGCAAAAGAGGGCCGGUAGGGGUGGAAGCACAAAACUGAAAGAAUACGUGGAUUUUUUCACUACUCAAUAUCCCAAAAAGUGCCCAACGGUCAAGGCGUGGGGCGACUUCAAGAGACCUAGCGUCCAACAAUUCUUGUUGGAAAUGACUUCUCGAUUUCUCAGCCAAGACGGAUCAAUACUUUGGCCGGGAGAUGAAUCCUAUCCAUUAUAUAACGAGAGCCUCAUCUGGCCACGGGAUGAGAAGAAAAUCAAAGAGACGAUGUGCAAGAUGUUCUUCGCGAAGAACAUGCAUAAGCAGAGGAGCGACCGUCAGGCGGAUCAAAAGCGCAAAAGCAACCACGCCGCAACGCCAAGGACGCCUACUUCGUCCAGGAACACAGACGCAAAUCACACCCACAACGACAAUCAAACGAAACUCGCGCGAGAGUCAGGCAACCCGGAUGAACCCGAAUCGUCUCUUUCGGAUUUAUCUGAGCUUUCGGACACCCGAAUGCUUAGCCCCCAGCAAGAAGCUGAAGUCCGAGCUCUAGCUGAAGAGAGCUUCCUAGCGAUAUCUGCUUCGACUGAACCUUCCAAUGACGUGGAUAGACGGGGCAAAGAUAAAAAUAAUAGCGAGAAGAGGUUACCCUCUCAGGCUCGUGAAGAGAACUCUGCAUUGGCUUCCGAAUUGCGGUUCAAUCAACUAAGAUCGCCACUCAACAGGACUGUUGAAAACAUGUCCAGAUCCAGGCUUUCUGCUUCCCCUUGCUCGGCAGUGUCUCAAGGCCAGCUAUCGACAAGGACCCAUCCUCGUGCGCCUCAAGCUGCAGUGGUAUGCACAGACGACGCUCCACAUUACUCGUCCGCAAUGUCAGAAAGGCGACAGGAAACUGAUCUAACUCCCCCGGAGGAUACUAGUUCGGCCGAUUCGCGGAUACCCCCAGAACCCGAGAUAUGGUACCAUGCCAUCAAAUCGCAUAGGCCUAAAGUGGCCAAAUGGUGGGAAUCGAAAGCGAUAUUUUCAGAUAUGACAUUGGCGCAGCUCAGGGAUGAACUGGUUCGCGGUUUUGACGAUGCCACAUCAUCAGAUAUUCGCUGCACAUUGAACGGGCCUGAUGAUAUGAAAACUGAGGUCGAGAUUGACCACACGAAGAAAAGUCAUUUGCGGAGGCUCAAGACGAUUUUCGAAUCCGACAUCAAGGAGGCUAUUGAAGAAGACAGAUGCGUAGCUGCCACUUCUCCGCUGAGUUUUCUUAUCAAGAUUGAACCCGCGUGA
Messenger RNA from Clonostachys byssicola, 1296 nucleotides. Lineage: Eukaryota; Fungi; Ascomycota; Sordariomycetes; Hypocreales; Bionectriaceae. The record is from the annotation of a GenBank genome assembly.